UGAAAGCUACACCCCCGUGUAGCAGCGAGACGAACCAUCCUGUCGAGUCCGCUAGACUUUCAGGGUGGUAUCGCGCGUUCGUCGUGCCAGCUGUCGCGAUACGCCAUGUUUAAUUUACCACGAUCGAAAGCGUAUUUCCGUCGAUCGGUUCGCUCGAUGUUGGUGACAACGCCACCGUUAUCGCGUUAGAUAUAUCGGCAUCGCGCGAGGUGAAUCGAGUUCAUUAGGAAAGAAAGCACGGUAAGGGGGCGGUGAAGAGAAUCGAGAAGAAAGGAAGCGUAGGUUAGGAUGCUACGGCAGCGUAGAAAUGACGUAAGCGAUCGCAAGCGAUCCCUAGCGGUGAAGGGGGUCUGUAUCGGCAUCGAUCGCAGAGUGACCCAUAUCUGGUGGUGACGGGAGUCCCUACCCCUGACUCGGUUUUCCAGCUGCAGCCCUUCUUCUUGCUACCUCCUCUCCCUCUCUUUCUCCCUUUUUCCCUAUCCCUCCAUUCCCACCACGGGGUACCAACCCCCACCGGAAUCGGUGUCUAACCCCCACCAGCUCGCCCCUUUCUCCGGUGGCCGAGGGAAUAUUCCUCCUCCCCCGUUUUCCAGCAGCCCUGCCGCCUGCCUUCCACGGUCGAGCAGAUCUUGGGGCUUGUACGGGAUGAUAGCCGAGUGAAAAAGCUCGCAAGUCCCGUGACGUUCGGCUCAUCAGCAGCAGCAGCCCUGGCCUGCCACAAUCGCUUCGACUCGGUCAUCGUAAGUGUCGUUCGUCCCGUGGCAAACGAAAGAAAAGAAAAGAACCGAAAGGAAAAAGAGAGCGUGAACGUAGCCGAACGAGAGAUUGUUGCUGUGGUGUUGGAGGUGGCGCUUCCACGGCACCUCAGGCUCCGCAGCUGCAGGAUACCGGAUCUGCUGUCGGGAUUACCACCUCCACGAAAGCCACCAUCAUGCAGGACCCGGUUCUCGAAUCCAUACGCGAGCAAAUGCGUGAAACGGAAGCUCGAAAGGCGGAUUUGGAGAGACAGCAUGCAGAGGCACAGAACCAGCUACGCGAAAAGAUAGCAGGACGCUAUCAAGGUCCCGAGUCGGUCGAGGCACUACAAUCGAAGAUAAGAGAACUUGAAAAGAAAACGGAGCUACAAAUAGUCAGACACGAGGAAUUGUCCUUGGAGCUAACGAGUCUGAGACGUGCUCGAAGCAGAGGGCCGAUGGUAGGUCAUCACUCGGCGGUUCCGACUACUUGGCCACCGGCUGGUACCGAACUCGAUAGAAUAAUAGCGGAGAUGGAACAAGAUAAUAGCGCUAGUAGGAUGUUGCACGAUUUGGACCAUUCCCGGAGCACCAUCACCACGCAACAACCCUCGGUUACGCAGGGCAUUCUGCGAUCCAGCUCGGAAAAUCUUCCAAAUCUUGGCCAGCAUCAGCACCCACCCCAUCCGCAUGCUUUGAGCUUGGGAAUGCCAUCGCAGUUGGGCCACUACGCAGGUUCACCGAUGCCCCUGACGCCAAUGAUGCCCGGAUGUCCGCCGUUGACGCCGAACGGGCCUCCGUAUCACUAUAGCGAACCAAUUCCGCCAGCCCCGUCGCUCUCCACCAGUCAAUCGCAGCCCGUUUUCCAACAAAAGAUGCAGUCGUAUCAGCAAUCCCAGCAAACUCACACCGAUUUGCCAAGUUCCCAUUCUCAGAGUGCUCUGCCGACGCAGCAGAAGCAACAACAAGCGCACACCCAUUUCGCGAGUAAUCAGUACCAGGAGAGUUAUCCGCAUACGCAAACCUAUCAGCAGCCGCUCCAGCAGCAACAACAACAGCAGCAGCAUCCGGCCUCUACAACGUACCUGACGUCGUCGAGUCAAAGCGUAAUACCUCAUUACACGCAGCCCACUCAGACCGCCCAAACUUAUCAGCUCAACGGAAGUCAGCAGGCAACGACUUAUCCAAGCUUAUCGAUAACAUCCCACCCAAACGGAACCUACAGCACAGGGGCGAGUACCUUCAACACCCAGUUGUCGCAUCACAAUUUCUCGGUUCCACAGACGAGCAUUCCGCAAACCACGUUGUCGUCCCUGCCGCCCUACUCGACGAGCUCCUUCCAUUCCACCCUGGGCGCGCUCACCAGCGUGCCCCAAACCGUUCUUCCCUACUCGAGUGUACAGAGCACCUUUGCCACUAGCGGAUCGACUUACUCUACCGUCGGGACCAAUGCUUUUGGCACGUCUGGCGUCAACUCAGGUACCACUUCGACAGGCUUGCUGCAAGCGAUAAGCGAUCCCCUCCAAGCGAUGCAGCAACUUUCUGCCCAGUCCCAAGCCAACCAGCUUCAGCAGCAGGCGAUCAUUCAGCAGAUUCAGCAAAGUUUGCGCGCCAGUUCGCCAACCGCGACCACGACGGGCCACCACUAUCUCGGCCCGCGACAAAUGCCAAAGAUACCCAGCAGUAUACUAUCGAAUCCCUUGGAUCGACUGACCAAUGACAAUACCGUAACCGAGGGCCAAGUGGACAUGCUGGAUAUACCCGGCAAGGGCAGGUGUUACGUUUACAUAGCUCGUUUCACUUACGAGCCGUUCCAGCACUCGCCCAACGAGAAUCCGGAAGCGGAACUGCCCGUCCAAGGUGGCGAUUACCUUCUCGUUUGGGGACAACCGGACACCGACGGUUACCUCGACGCGGAAUCGCUCGAUGGCAGACGAGGCCUCGUCCCGGCUAAUUUCGUCCAGAAAUUAGUCGGCGACGAUCUGCUGGAGUUCCAUCAAGCCGUGCUGGGUCUCAGAGACGUCGACGAUUCCGCAUCCACCAAUAUCCCCCAAGUGAGCAAUUGCUUCCUGCAGGAUUUCGAUCUCGAGUUGGCAGCUCUGGAGGAAGGCAACAGAAAUCGACAGGCCGAGCUGUCGGCGUACGCGGAACUGGAGAACAUAGCCGAGGAAGACGAACAGGAACCACCAGAAGUCUACCUGUUUUCGGACCUAGUUCCGGCGCCGCAGCAUCUCACUCUCGAACGGCAGCUGAACAAGAGCGUCCUAAUCGGCUGGACGCCGCCCGAAAAUACGCACCAGCUCGAGUCCUAUCACGUCUACGUGGAUGGGGUGUUGAAGGUCACCGUGAAAGCGACCGAGAGAACUAGAGCGUUGGUCGAGGGUGUCGAUUCCACAAGGCCGCACAGAAUAAGCGUACGUUCGGUGACACACUCGAGACGAACGUCCCGCGACGCCGCUUGUACGAUGGUGAUCGGUAAAGACGUCGCCCUGGGUCCAACCGCCGUCAAGGCGUCGAACGUAACCGCCACCAGCGCUGUCAUAUCGUGGCUGCCGAGCAACAGCAAUCACCAGCACGUCGUUUGCGUGAACAACGUCGAGGUCAGAACGGUGAAGCCUGGCGUGUACAGGCACACCAUCACAGGCUUAGCGCCCUCGACGAUCUACAGGGUGACAGUGAAGGCGAAGAAUCUGAGAGCGACGCACUUCGAGGACCAAAAUACUCAAGCGGCGAACAAUUCAGCUUGUCACGUCCACUUCAAAACGUUACCCAAGGGACUACCCGAUCCUCCGGUCGAUAUCCAGGUGGAGGCUGGACCGCAGGACGGCACUUUGCUAGUGACCUGGCAGCCUGUUGCCCUAAACGGUUCGGCCGUCACCGGUUACGCGGUGUACGCCGAUGGGAAAAAAGUCACCGACGUAGACAGCCCAACCGGUGACCAUGCUCUGGUCGACAUCCAUAAACUGAUGGGUUUGAAUCCGAAGCAUAUCACGGUCAGGACCAAGAGCAGGGAGAGCCAGUCGGGGGACAGUUGCGCCACCGCCAUUCCUUGCAGCGUUCUGCGCGGCGGGCCCGCGGCCCACUUGCAGCACGGGUCCGUGCACAUGCAAGAUCAAGGACAACAGCAACAGCCAGGCGUGGGACAGCCCGACGAUCCUAACAGGCUGCGGAUGGCAGGCGUGAGCCAGAGAUACCCGACGAUCCCUGUGCCCUCUCACAUGAGGAGACACGCUAGCACUCGGGUCGAUGCUCACGGUCAAGUCAUCAUCGAAACCGACGAGAAUUUGUCCGAUAAAGAAAUCUAUCCUGGACAGAGCAUGUCCCAGAUGGGAGUUCCAGAAAUCACCAAGGACUCGGCGAGCGAAGCGAACUACAGCGAGGAGGACGAUCCGUCGCGCAGGAGAGGCGCGCCCCUUCACCACGGCGGUCAUCCGAGGUACGGGCCCCAAAUGGGACAACAGGGACUCCCAGGCACGCACAGAUCCGGAAGGAUCACGGGACCUGGCGGCAGGCCUCAGGAUCCCUACUACGAGCAACCAGGAAACCAAAGAGGCAGAGGUCCCGGGUAUCGCGGCGGACGUGGAAUGCAAGCUCAAGGUGGUGCUGGUCAUCCGUCGAGCAGCGCCCAGCAAAUGAACAAGAGGACACGGUGGUUCAUGGCCCUGUUCAAUUACGAUCCCAAGAUCAUGUCGCCGAAUCCGGGCGCCUGCGAAGAGGAACUGCCCUUCUCCGAGGGCGACAUCAUCAAGGUGUACGGCGAGAAAGACGCGGACGGAUUUUAUUGGGGAGAGUGCCGCGGCAGGCGGGGUUACGUGCCAUUCAACAUGGUAGAAGAGAUCAAGGAUCCUAAUCAACCGGGACAGGGUCAGCCAGAUAGGAGAGGUAGAUGGGGAGACAUUUACGCUAGCAUGCCGCUGAAGAAGAUGAUAGCCCUCUACGACUACGAUCCGAACAAAUUGUCGCCCAACGUUGAUUCCCAAGUGGAGCUGGCGUUCCAAACCGGAAACGAGAUUUACGUGUACGGCGACCUGGACGACGACGGAUUCUAUAUGGGUGAACUGAACGGUGUACGUGGUUUAGUACCGAGCAACUUCCUGACCGAAGCGCCCGAUCAGCCAGCGCAAGGACAACUUCCACCGGGUAGCAGAAGGCCGCCCAGUCAGAGCCAAGGACCUGGGGCGAGGGGACCGCCACCUCCGCCACGGGAACCUCCACCUCCCGGUCAUCGACGAGGCAAAGAUGCCUGCAUUGUGCCUGUGUCUGUCCCUGUCUGUCACUUAGACUCUAGACAACAACAACAACAACAACAACAAGUACAACAACAACAACAACAACAACCAUCACUAAUGAACAACCAACAACAUCAACUCCAACAUCAACAAAACAAUCCACCGCAUCUAGCGUACCAACAAGCGAAUCACCACAGCUACACGACUGUAACCACGUCCAAUCAGCAUGGGCCCACUCCCAUGGGUGCCCAUCAGCAAGGUCCCGUACCACUCCACCUUCAACAGCAGGGGAAGGGGAGGGGAGGCGCGAUCAAUCGUGGCAGUAACGUGCCUGGAGGUAUGCAAGGUCCGGGACAGCACAUGCAACAACAACAGGACUACCAGCAACAAAAUCAACCGUACCAACAGCAGCAGCCGAAUCAGCAGAACCAGAGCUACCAGCAGCAACAGAAUCAAGGGUACCAACAGCAGGGCACUGGAUUCGGUCCUCAAGGACAGCAGUUCCAGCAGCAACAACCCCAACAGCAACAGCAACAGCAGAAUCAACCGUAUCAGCAGCAGAACCAGGGCGCGCCUAUGCAGGGUAGUCAGAGCACCAGCAAGCCGAUGAGGGGGAUACCCACCGUCUUGCCAACCGCUCAGUCCAAGACGCAACCGAACGCCGGCCAGGGCCAACAGCAACAGCAACCGCAGCAGCAGCAAAGCACAGGGCCGAACCUGAUGCAAAAAUUCACGGAAAUGGCCGGUGCGAGCGCCGGCGGCGACAUCCUCUCGAAAGGGAAGGAACUGAUCUUCAUGAAGUUUGGCCUCGGCAAGUGAGCUAUUACCCUGCCCGUGUCGCUCGCUCCGCUUCCUCUCCACUUCUGUCCUAACGAUUUCCCGCGGACGCUUCGCGUCCUUCACGAGGGAUCACUUUCUAAAUCAGUAUUACGGAGAAUUAGUUGCGGAGAGCAAGCGAGACGCGCAGGCAGGAACGUACGAAUGCGUCUCGUCCGAUCAGGUCUACGCGAUCAGGUCUACUAUCCCUGAACCCGACACGAUACGAUACGACACGACACGACACGAUACGAUACGAUACGACAGGAUACGGAUAACGUACGAUGUAAAUGUGUGCUGCCAUUGCUGCUGCUGCUGCUGUUGCUGCCGCUACGACUGUUACUAUUUCGCAACCACUGCUGGAUCCAUGGUUCGAUCGAAAAAUGAAAAAAAAAAGAGAGAAAGUUGUGCUGGUACGCGCGUGGAGCGAUAAAGUUUAUAUCUUCCCCCGUUGUUUCUACCUCGAGUUUACGAGGCUAAGGAGAGGCUUGCCUCUCCUAUCAGGCAAGAAGGAAAGGAAUGUUCGCUGGCGUCCUUUAACGAUAUCCCUCGCGAGAAAACAAAUAAAUAAAUAAAUAAUCACCGUGAAAGUAUACUAGAGAGCUGAAGAGAAUGCCCCUGGAUGGAAUUCAAUGAUUUAGCGGUCGGAACUUUUUUGGUAGACGGUUACCUCGCCAUUGGUCGGGAUUUCGUAUCCGGUGAACCGAUGAUUGAUAGCGUCGCCAUCGUGGAACCUCGCUAUUCGCGGACAUCAAUCAGGAGUGUUCUUUUGUAGCUCCUUGCAGUAGUCGGAUUCGACGUUAGAGUCGCGCGGGUGACGACUCUUCGCUCGAUAUCAAACACGAGGUAAAUAACGAACGACCUCCGAUAAAUUCUUUUCGAUCGCCUUUACCAUCAUCGUCAUUGUCAUUAUCGUCUUAUUCUCCUCCUUCUUCUUCUUCUUCUUCUUCUUCUUCUUCUUCUUCUUCUUCUUCUUCUUCUUCUUCUUCUUGUUCUUCUCGUUCUUCUUCUUCACGCAAUAGAGUCCUUUUUCUGGGUGUCACGUCGCCGAUCAAGGGAGCACGUACACACGAGUAGCCGAAUAGGUCUUUCGUCAUUUUUCUAGAGGGAAGUAUCCAAUGUUCCUUUUCCUUGCGCCAUUUCAAUACGCAGACUUCAAAGACGAAGUUUCCAGGAGCUAAAGCACAAUAUAUCUAAUGUUAAAAUCGUAAAAUUUCCUUCGGUUCGGUGAGUCAUCCUUAAAGCUAGUACUUUUAAUGAAUUAAUUUUAGUAAAUUUUACUUAUUAAACCAUUGCCUCGGUAGCAGAGACCUUAUGAGAAUCUAGAGUUUAACAAAGUAGCCAUUAAAAAGAUACUUAUCUCCGUUCGCCUACUCGUGCGCAGGUGCCCGCUUGAGACCCUGAAAUUCAAACGAAAAUUUAGUCAGUUGGUGAAAGUAUCGGAACGUAAACGCGGAUCGAGCAGGUACUACCCGCCAUUGGAACUUCGAGAAAUAAAUACGCCGCUGCGAACGACUCUUGAUUUGUGGCCGAGAAACACAGACAAAUUCAACGAUUUGUUCGACGAUAAAAAUAUUAAAUGUAUAGUAUCGUUUAACCGACAAGCGUAUGGUAAUAAAUAAUCGUGGCUGGUACGUAACGUAUCGACGCCUGCUCAACGAUACGAGUAAUCGAAUAUCGGCGCAUAAUCAGGCUACCGUACACGAGAAUCACCUACCGAUAUAUAGCUCGUUGGAGAAAUCCCUUUCAUACGUGGGCGUGCCUUAUGAAAAUUUUUCAUCCAGGAACAGCAAUCAUAUCUUUGACUUCGACUGAUUCGACGGAACUGUCGGUUGAUAUCGCGUAACGAAGGAAAUUUUGUAUAAAGGCAACCGAGACGAGAUCGACUCGAAUCGAUGAGAAUUCGUUACAUGCAAGAGACGUCGAUGUUUAUCCGAUACUCUCUAAUCGAAUCACCAGUCACCUAGGUACGAAGAGAAAACGAAGUAAUAUUAAUUUCAGAACUUUAACGAGGUUUCUUCUAAUUGUAGCGGGAGACGACGAAGGUUUAUCGAUUUGGCCGACAGAUUGAAUUUCGCGUAAAAUGCGAACAUCGAAACGCGACACAAGCGCGGAAACACAUCGGUUCCGCACCUCUGGCGCGUUUCAUCUUUCUCCCUCCGUCUUUCUUUGCCUGAUGCGUUUCAUUUCAGAAACGUGCAGCCUUUGCGUUCGAUCGUUAGCCGAGAGAAAUCGUUAGGCGAAGGGAAACGCUCUACCGCAGUGAUCCUUAACCACCCCUGACGCGAUCGAUCGGGGAAGUUUUUAUUUGUUAUAAUUUUCGAGACGGUCGUUACCUCGAAACGAUCGUCGGUUCGACUAUAAAUAUGUUUCAAGCCUUUCGAGCCUGUAUCGAUUUGUGUCGUCGUCGGUAGAACGUGGCGAACAGCAUGCAUGAAUUUAAAAAUCUUUUUUCUGUUCUUCGUUUUAGAUUGAUGUUUGCCCUUUGCCGCGUUCUAGCGAGGAGCAGCCAAACAGUAUUACGAUUCUGACGUUUAGAGAUUAAGAACAUUGUUAAGAAGUGUUAAGAACCACUGCUCUAGAUAAACGCGACGGAAACGAACCCGAAUGGAUAAGGCGAAGACCAGAUGGAAAAACGAGAGAAACGAUUACGAAUGAAACUAAAUAUUUUGCAUGACGAAAGCCAAACGAUAACCGACGACACUAUACACGCUGAAACGAUGUGCGAACAGCCGAGAGGGUUAACAAACGAACGAUUCGUGGAUCAAGUUGAGCUACGUCGUGGAUAUAAAUAAAUAAUUUAACUAAUUGAUUAAUCGAUAUCGCUCCGAGGUGAAAAAAGGGGCACGAAUUCGAUCGACGAAAGAAAAUGUUAUGGGGUUGGGUGUGGGGGAGGGGGUACUUGAGAGAUCAUAGGAUACGUAUGUUACGGUAAUGAAAAAUAUACAUAUAUAUGCAUACGCAAAUAUACAUAUACAUGUGUGUAUAUAUAUAUACGUACACAGACACAGAUACGUGCAUAUACAAAGACACACAGAGCCAAGUACGCAAAUACACGUACAUACACACGUACACACAUUAUAUUUAACUAUUGCAAAGUGUUGUUACAUCGCUACUUGUAUCGUAUUUUGUACAAAGUAUCCUUACCUUCAACUGUUCUUUUUCUUUCGCCGUGAUAUAUAUAUAUAUAUAUAUAUAAUAUAAAGGGAUAAAAAAAAAAAGAAAUAAAGAAUUCCUUAACGAGGCGGAGGAAGGGCGACGAAUUUCAAAGUCACGUUCGCUAGAAAUCAUUAUGGAAAUCAUAACCGGACUCGUCAUAGUUGUUAUUUAAUAUUGACGGUAUAGCUGUGUCUGUCUGUUGCGAGCGAUAGUUGCCUCUUGCCUGUUCCGUGCUAAUCGAAUUAUCAACGGAUGCGGCGACAAGCGACCAAGACGGAGUAUGCGAUUUACGAGUUGUUCGACAGGGUUUGUCGACAGAGACGGGCAAGAUUCUUAUCUAGACUUUUCUAGACGAAAAUGUUGUCACCUUUUCUUAAACAUUUCCAUGCACGACGAGUUUCCUUCCUUUCAAUAUAUUACGAGACAGUGAAUUGUUUGAUAAAAAGAAAAAAGAAAACCGAGCAUGUUACUCGACGCUUUACAUCGAUCCUGUCCGUUAAAAUUUUGCCCAUCUCUGGUUGUCGAACACGCGGGCCAACGAAGGAUCCGUUCAACGGGCCACCAUCGCGAUCCGCCUGACAUUUCUUGCGAUAUCUGUUUUCAUUUGUCGUAAAUCUAAUCGAGAAACGUGGAAACGUUCGUUCAUCUGCCUUAAAAUACAAUCCUACUUUAAACGUUACCAUUCGUUUGGAAAUUUCAAUUGAUCAAUUACGUUACAAUCCUCGAUCGCGAAACGCAAGGAUGAAGGAUUUAAGCGAAAUCCGUUCAAAUCCAUUAAGACUUAGCUCGAUCGAUUCUUUAUGGCUUCGUUUUAUACUUGAAUGGGGCCGCAGCCUUUGAAAUUUAAGAAAGUAUAAGCUUAAUUUCCUUCGACUGCAGAAGCGUCGCUUGAACAAAUGCAAGAGUGGGUGGAGAGGAGUAGGGGGGGGGGGGGGAUAAAACAUUGUUGAAAGUUAAUCUUUUGCACUGUUUUCCUUCGUGUUUCGACGUAAACUACGUUCCCGACUAGUAUAAUGACUGGGCUCCGGAUUUUAUGCAUUUAAAAACAUACGAAAAAUAUACGCAGUGUAUGUGAAAUAUAAAUUUUACAAUUAAUAUAUUAUAUUAUAUAAUAUUAAGACAACAUGGUCUUACUUAUCGCAUAUUUAUUUAGAUUAAAUAAAUAUAUAUAUAUAUAUAUACAUUAUAUAAUUAUAUAAUAUAAUAUAUUAUAUAUCAUAGUUAUAUCGUUUUGCAUAAGUGCACGUAGCUUUCAGUUAUGUCUCCGCGUGUAUUUAUUAUAUUAGUUAAUGUUGGAAAUGCAUAAAAUCCGCGGUCUAACGAUGACAUACCUCGCCACUUUCCCAAAACAGUCGGACGACUCGAAAGACACUCUCACCCUUUCGCUGGUACCUCGUCGGUUUUUGUUGAUCUCUUGUUAGUCUAUUUUUACAAUGGUCCCAUCUUGGAGCAAGAGUUUUGCCUAAUCGUAGCAGUACUACGGUCGAAGAGAAAUCCUUUGAUUUGCGGAUAACCGUAUCGGCGAGUCUCGUUUAUUGCAAAAAUCGUCCAUGGUAAAUUGCGCGACGUUCAUCGAGCGAGAAUCACUGCACAGGUAUAUAUCUAUACUCCCAUCCAUAAGUCACUGGACACUAAGUAAAUGCAUAAAAAAAAUUUUAAAAAGUACUGACGUUACGUAAUAAAACAACUAACAGCUUAUUAAUGCGUUACAUUAUAGAGGAAAUCGUACUUAUCGUAUGUUAAGAAUCGAACCAAAAAGUUAGCGAAUAAUCUUACAAUCUUACAUAUCCUUCCGAUCGACGUAUCCACCUCGUUUCGAAAGCGUUCUCUCGAAUUAAUCGCGACAAUCCGUCGAUUAAUUUCACUUCGAUCUUCCGGGCUAAUUUCGUUCCAGUCUCCCUGUAAUAUUUACCGCGAGUCUUUCUUUCAUUUUAGACACGUUUAUCACGAAUAAUCACUGGCGCGUACGAUCUUACGUAUCCCGUAUUUAUUUAGAUCAAAAUAUAUCUAUAUAUACGCAUUAUGAAUUUUACUGUAACAUAAUAACUUAAAAUAAGUACAUAUAUCGAAAUAAGGUAGUAGGAUUGCUUCAGAGAAUCGUAGCCGUUUACCAAUUUGCAUUUUCCAAAACCGGACGAGCAAGUGUCCGAUGACUUAUGAAGGGCAGUGUACGUAUUCGCACCAGUGGCGGGCAGAAUUUUAAUUCGAACGACAGACGACGAAUAAAAGCUCUGAAUAACGAUUUAUUCGCAACGUUUACUCCCAUUGUACAGUUAUUCAGAUUUUAUUCGUUCGAUUCGUUUCAUUCGUUAUCAUUUAUUCGUUAUCGAACUCUCGUUAUUGUCCAGACGAGAAUUUUGCCCACCUCCGGUGCGAAUGUACCACGACUACGGACCAAAGCACGCUUUUUCGAAAGAUCGAUUAAAAACCUAAGACAAAUCCUUUCGUUUUAUUUCCGUUCCGGCGCGUCCCUCGAAUAAUUCCCAAAAUUAAAGGGCGCGUCGAAUUCUAGGAUCGAGAGAUUAGGUCAUUUUUGGGAUUUCUUUUCAGGGACUCGACGUAUUUAGGGAGGGUCCAUAGUGUUUCGUAGCUGAACAAAAAAAAAAAAAGAAAAAUAUUUUCUCCGGAUCUCUUCUGUGAAACGUGGAUCGAGUCGAAGUCUCGAGGUCGUUUUCUCAAUGAAAAAGAGGGAUCUUCCGUCUCUUCGUUACGGUGGGACCAGUGUUGGGCAAAUUGUCCGUCGCGAAACGGGUAAUCGGAUUAGCUUCGUAAGAUUACUUGGAUCGCGUGGAUAACUGCGAACCGAUCGUUGCAAACGUAAUCGGUGCCCAACUCUGGAUAGGACCUGUUGCGCAAACCCUCGCGAAUGAACCCGCGAUCGGUGCGGGAACCGACUGCGAACCCGCGCCGUGAACAUAUCUAACUCUUAGACGAUGAUCCAAACGAUUAAAAGAGGGCGGGGGAGGGCGAAAAAAGUUAACACAAAAUAAAAAAAAUUGAAAAAAAGACUGACGCGACAAUUAAGAUCUACAGACGUUUAACACGUUCGCUACCAAGGCCGCUCUGGCGUGGAUCGAGCGGCGAGCAAGGGCGGGCGAAAUUAAACGAGAGGAGCAAACAAUUAUACGUUUUUGAUAAGAAUAACCGAGGAUGCAAGCGGGAGAAAUUGUUCGUUGAGGAUAGUGAAGAAAAGAGCGAAGGGAGGACUAGUAGCUUGUACAUUAAAACUUCGUUCCGAAUGGUAGUGAAUGUGUUAACUAAUGUUACUUAGCGAAUCUCUAGCUUUUAUUUUCCGUCUUUUCGAUAAUUGCGUUCCCGUUUCUUUCCACCUUGAUCGCGAGCCAUCGAGUUUCGAAUGGGUAUCCCUCGCGAACGAACCUAUUAGUCGCAUCGAGUACGCACGAGGGAUCACCUAGAGCAAGUUACGACACGAACCCUUCAUCUAUUAUCGUUAGAUGUUAGAUAUCGUAAGAAAAACGCAAGUAGUCUUGACGAAGAAGAUAAAAAAAAUAAAUAAAUAAAUAAAUAAAUGAAAACCAAAAAGUAAAAGCCACGAGGGAAACACCGGUUUCGAUGCCCUCGCGUAUCGAGAGCUGAUUUCCUGUCUCUUCUCUUCGUGAUCAGACCAAAACCUUAGAAGGUAAUAGCUUUAACGACACAACAGGAACAAUAAGCUGACGCAAUGCAACGGUCGAACACGAUUACAGAACUAACCGAUAUAAUAUACACUUAGUCGAAUCUUUUUAUUUGAACGUUUACCUACAGGCGGAGACAUAAAACGCACGGACUGUGUAAAGCGAGGCGAUUGAAGAAAUAAAUAAAUAAAUAAAUAAAUAAAUAAAUAAAUGAAAAUAAAAAUGAAAACAAGCUCAGGCUGACUGUCAACCAAACGAACAAACAUGUAAAGACGAAAAGAUGUUUGGGGAAAAGCUGAUAUAUGUGAAACGAGGAAAAAAUCGACUUCUCUUAAAGUAUCUCGAAAAAUCGUUUGUCGGCGCUCAUUUUUCUCUAGUAUUUCACUUGUACAUUGUCAUUGUUAUGAAUUAUAGUCGUUGAACGGAUUCGUAUAAAAAAAAAAAAAAAAAAGUCUUUUUGAUAAUCGCGACACGCUGAUACAAGGUGAAUCGCAAACGUAAGCCGUGCCCGAGAAUUUACGCGUACGUGUAUAUCCUAAAUCGUGAGAACGAUGGUCGAUCGUCGAUCACUCGCUCGACAAAAAAACGAAAAAAUAAAAGAAAACGAACAAAAAAAAAAAACUGAAACAAACUGUUGGGUCUGGAACGCGUGAAAAAAUUGUCUGUCAUUCGACGAGCAGAAAAUAAUCAGUGUUGAUCAUCUAAAAGUAAAAAGAAAAAACAAACAAAAAAAAAAA
This is a messenger RNA of Hylaeus anthracinus, 13310 nucleotides long. RefSeq names its product RIMS-binding protein 2 (gene Rbp). Gene Ontology annotation, biological process: neuromuscular synaptic transmission. The record is from RefSeq and is a predicted model, not a curated record. Lineage: Eukaryota; Metazoa; Arthropoda; Insecta; Hymenoptera; Colletidae. The coding region runs from base 932 to 5782 and encodes 1616 amino acids. The transcript is spliced from 17 exons. Gene Ontology annotation, molecular function: protein binding.